AUGGCUUCUUACCUGUCAUAUUUGCGUUUGCCGGCAAUGGCAUCAUCUGGCAUCGCCUUUUUAGCAAGCGGACUGUUAUACUACAAGCAAAACGAGCUUAUAUAUCCACGGUAUCUGCCAUCAGGCGCGAAUACUGAUGAAGGUGUCCCACGUCCGACACAGUUUGGGAUUUCUGAGUACGAAGACCUGCGGCUUUCUACGCCGGAUGGAGAGACUCUUGGGGCUUUCUUUAUUCGACCCUCCAACAAAGGACUUGCGCAAAAUGUCACAAUUCUCAUGUUCCAUGGGAAUGCUGGCAACAUUGGACAUCGGGUUCCCAUCGCCAAGAUCUUGGAGGAGAAUGUCGGUUGCAACGUUCUCAUGCUUGAAUACAGAGGCUAUGGCAUGUCAACUGGAACUCCUAAUGAAGAAGGUCUGAUGAUCGAUGCACAAACGGCUCUUGAUUAUAUCCGCAACAGAAAGGACAUUAAGGGUACCAAGAUCGUGGUCUAUGGCCAAAGCCUGGGUGGAGCUGUUGCGAUUCAACUUGUGGCAAAGAAUCAAGAGGCCCAUGAUGUGAUUGGUUUAAUUUUGGAGAACACUUUCACUUCGAUAAGAAAAUUAAUCCCCAGUGCUUUUCCACCCGCGAAAUACAUUGCUUGGCUAUGCCAUCAGUAUUGGCCAAGCGAAGAUAUUCUCCCUCAGAUUACCGAAGUCCCCAUCCUGUUUAUUAGUGGUUUGAAGGACGAGAUCAUUCCGCCAUCUCAUAUGAAAAAGCUCCUAUCCGUGUGCCGAGCAAAAAGCAUAACUUGGCGCACCAUACCCAAUGGCUCUCACAACAAUACAGUGGCCGAGCCAGAUUAUUUCCAGUUCAUCUUUGACUUCAUCAAGGAGAAGGCAUUGGGGAACACUGAUUUAUUUUGA
Molecule: messenger RNA, 903 nt
Organism: Letharia columbiana
Lineage: Eukaryota; Fungi; Ascomycota; Lecanoromycetes; Lecanorales; Parmeliaceae
Exons: 3
Coding region: 1-903 (300 amino acids)
Cellular component (GO): membrane
Molecular function (GO): palmitoyl-(protein) hydrolase activity
Source: RefSeq, a predicted model, not a curated record